Schizophyllum commune H4-8 is the source of this 1879-nucleotide messenger RNA. RefSeq lists its product as uncharacterized. NCBI's taxonomy places the organism in Eukaryota, Fungi, Basidiomycota, Agaricomycetes, Agaricales, Schizophyllaceae. Bases 58 to 1722 code for a protein of 554 amino acids. The transcript is spliced from 3 exons. The record is from RefSeq and is a predicted model, not a curated record.
CGCCUCAUGAUCAUGUUCUUCCUCCGCAACUCUCAUCAGUCUUGACCAUCUUCCACUAUGAGCUCGCUAGGCCCGCCCAAGUACCUCUGCAGCCGCGUCAUUCGCGAACUCCGACGACAUGGACUAGACCGCUACCGCAUUCCCCCGAAUUUCUUCUCAUCGAGGCUUUACCGAGACGUGCUGGACAGUCUUGACGUUUGCAAUAUACCCAAAGCGAGCGCUUUGAACCGUCAGCAGUGGCGCAAUGUAGUGAACGCCGCGGAUAGCAUGCGCGCCAUCGCAUACCUCAUGAAAGCAGGAGAGAGCGGCUCCAAAGCGGCACCGUCGGAGGCCUGCAACCGCAUCGUGUCCGACUCGCUUUCUUCUUUAUGGGCUUGGUCGCAGUACCUGCAUCCUUUUCUGCGUAACUGUGACGAAGAUGCGCUCGAGGCUGCGACGAAGCUCUACCAGUGGCAAUUCCUCGACCUCGGCAGAGGUUGGCACUACGCCGCCGUCUCUGACGUUCUCCUCGCCUUGUCGCGUUGUACCGCGCCCGACAUGGAGAUCUCUGCGCUGCAAGCCACGCCGGGAUCAGCGUCGCUCAUCUAUGAUCUCUGGUGGUACAUGGCGCACGAGACUGGCGAUGCGAUGCGCGACGCAGCGCUCAUGUCAACCCUGGCUCUCUUCGCCUUCGACGAUCCCGACCGGCAUGUCGCGAGGGCGAUCGUGCUGAAAGGCGCCUUUGGAGUGGAGUCGCUCGUCCGUCGGCUAUGCACGCUGCUCGACGUGAAGGUCGAGAGACCGAACUUCCGCGCGAUCUUCCCGUUCGUGUACCUCCUCGCCCAAUGCGCGGAGUGCGACGAGGGCGUGCGGCCGUGCAUGUACCCGCUAAUUCGUCGUGUCUGUCCCAUGCUCCGCAUCGUCGACUACUCUGCAGGGGACGCGGAUGAGGCGGAGGACAACUAUCUGAUGCUGUACUCCGGGAACUGUCUGUAUCUCCUGUCGCACCUCAGCGGCGGGCUGCGCGGCACGCGAGAUAUCAUCCGCCUGGUGCGGCAGGGUCUACUACAGGCCAUGUUCAGGUAUCUGAACCACUUCUCUGACCCUGUGCGGGAAUUGAGCGUCAACGCCGAUAUUAUGGAACGCAUCAUUUCGCCCGCGAUCUUCGUCCCCUCGGUGGCGACCGCCGUGAACGGUGUAUUUCAACGCUAUGGCCUGUUCCUUGACCCUAGGAAGAGGGAUUUCGAUCCUUGGAACGAGAUGCGCGUAUCGCUGCACAAGAUGUUGGAAUUCAAAGAGACAUACAAGGCAGAAAAGAAGACGAUGCAAUUUUGCCACAAUAGACCUUGUGAUAGUGUGGGCCACGGCAAGUUCAAGCGAUGUUCGUGUGGCUGGGCCUUUUACUGCUCCAAGCCUUGUCAGGCUUCGGACUGGCCACACCAUAGGACGGUUUGUCAGACCAAGGUUCAAGAUCCUAAUGCGUCUUCCUUCCGAAUCGGUCGUCCCUCCGAUAUUCGCUUUCUUCAAUUCUACGCGUACCGUCUCCUUGCAACCCGCGACGACUUUUCGUCAGAGGGCGCGAGAUCCUUCGAGGUCAAUCUCACAUCGGAGUACACAGAGCCAGUGAUCACCGUCCUAUCGGACUCGAACGCGGCGGAGGAGCGAACGGUCUCUGUCAUCGUCGGCACCAGGACGGCGAAGACUAGCUUGGUGUUUCCGCUUCCUGCGGCCCGUUUCCAAUAGCUAAGUUCAUCAGGAUGAUUUGAUCGCGCAUGCAAGGAGACGAUGCGUGCGCGAUCCAGAUUGAACAUCAUCGCCCAUAGACUCGAAAACUCACGCCGUCCACAGUGGGAAUCAAAUCCGUCCAUAGAUAUUCCAUACUCAGUAAGCCUACAAUGAU